AUGAAAAGAGGUAAAGCGAAAGUUUCUUGGAAAUCGGUCUGUUUACCAAAAAAUGAAGGAGAGCUUGGGAUCAUACGUAUUGCUACUCAUAAUAAAGCUCUAUUGUCGAAUCACAUCUGGAGUAUUUUAACUAAUAGAGAAUCUUUAUGGGUUAAAUGGGUGCACUCGUAUAGGUUGAAAGGGAGAAGUUUUUGGGCUGUUUCAUUGCCUGGCUCGUGUAGUUGGGGUUGGCGUAAGUUGCUGCAGCUACGUGAGGAAAUUCGGCCAUUUAUUUGGUCUAAAUUCGGCCAUUUAUUUGGUCCAUUUAUGGGGUUGUCGAAUCACACUUGCCUGCUCAGCAACCUUCAGUUAAAUGAUUCUGAUGAUAUGUUGUGUUGGAAAGAUCAAAAUGGUGAUCAAUCGAAGUUUGCAACGGGGACUGUUUGGCAUACAUUGAAGAGGAAGGAACCGAUGGUUCAAUGGCAUAAAGUUGCUUGGUUGUUUACUGAUAAGGUCAGACCUGUUGGACGGGUGAUUGCUUUGAUUAAAGAAAUGGUCAGAUUACGGCUUGUUACUUUGAAGUUCAAGAAUACUCCUCGAGUUGUUUCGUUGCUUGAGGAUUGGAAACUGCCAAAGAGCAUUAUGUUUGAAGAACUGAUGGCGCCGAUUUAG
Molecule: messenger RNA, 651 nt
Organism: Erigeron canadensis
Lineage: Eukaryota; Viridiplantae; Streptophyta; Magnoliopsida; Asterales; Asteraceae
Exons: 3
Coding region: 1-651 (216 amino acids)
Source: RefSeq, a predicted model, not a curated record